UCCAGGCAGAACCGAACUAGCCGAAGGGGUUAAUAACAAAGAUGGCGGCCGAGGCGGAGUACGAGUCGGUUCUGUGUGUGAAGCCUGACGUCAGCGUGUAUCGAAUUCCACCGCGAGCGUCGAACCGCAGCGUCAGGGCGGCAGACUGGAAGCUGGACGCUCCUGAUUGGACGGGUCGGAUGAGGGUGACGGCCAGGGGCAAGGUUGCCUACAUUAAGCUAGAGGACAAGAUUUCAGGGGAGCUGUUUGCCCAAGCCCCAGUGGAACAGUAUCCCGGCGUAGCAGUAGAAACCGUCAGCGACUCGAGCCGCUACUUCGUUCUUCGGAUUCAGGACGACAGCGGACGUAGUGCGUUCAUUGGCGUCGGGUUCGGGGACCGGGGGGACGCUUUCGAUUUCAAUGUGGCUUUGCAGGAUCACUUCAAGUGGGUAAAGCAGGAUAACGAGUUGAGUAAGCAGGCUCUGGCUCCAGACUUGGGCCCUAAAUUAGACUUGGGCUUCAAAGAAGGCCAGACCAUCACUCUUAACAUUGGGCAAAGCAAAAGAAAAGAAAAGUCCCGUCCCCAAAGUUCAGGUGGGCUUGGACUCCUUCCACCUCCUCCCGGUGGCAAGAUAGCUCCGCCACCUUCAGCUACAUCUACCAAUCACAGCACAGAGCCAUUGACUGGAGGCAGUGACACAGGUUGUUUGUUAGACUUCGACAGCAAUAACUCGGACAGUCAGGUCCGGCCCACUGCUCCCACUACAAACACGGACCUGUGGGGGGAUUUUACAUCUGACAGUUUGUCAUCUCAGCCGGCGAAGCAGGAGUCUUCCUCCACCGACUGGGUCCAGUUUUGAGUGUGAUUACAUUCCUCUGUUUCACCAUAGUUAGCUGUCACAUACUGAAGCCCACAGUUAAAGGGAUGUAUUGGCUAAAACUGUAUGAAAUGCUGUUUUCUGUUAAAAUGGACAGAAGCUGAUUAGUUGCUAAAUUAGCUUCAAGCUGUGUGUUGUUUUUCAGUUUUUCAGUGUUUCUCCAAUAAACCUGCUUAUGAAAACGUUUUUCCACUGCGCAAAAUACCAGAACAUUUAGCAGCAGAAAACUGGGGCUGAGCUUUUGCUAUUGUUUGUUGAUCCAGUGCAGAAGGUUCCAGUUUUAUGGUUUUUGGUACCUGCUCAAGACUGGCACAGCAAGGAACCCAGACAGCAUAUAUUGGUCCACUGGCUUGAUAAGGUCAGGGCUGUUUGCCACUGCUGGUCCACCCUCGGACCACCCAGAUUAAUGUCCUGCAUACAAGCUCUACCUAGUUUUUAAUCUCCCCAAACAGAUUUAAAAUCCACAGAGACUUUUAAUUUAUUUUUUCUGAAGCUGACAACAAAUUAGAAAAUUCUUUACUCUUCCAGCUGAAGUCGAAGCUACCAAUCACUAUUACAUCACCAAUAAGUGCCAGUUGGUGUGUUGAUUGCUAUUUUUGGACAUAUUUCUAUGUAGAGAGUUCACUGAGGUAAGUUGGAUAGGAAGCUAACUUUAAUCCCGGAUCGCAAGAGGCUAGCAAGCCACUGUCGGCCUGCUGAUGGCAAAGCUCAGCGUUUUCCAUGCGGCCCACCGGUGGUUAAGCAGAGCAUUAGACACGAUGCCACUUUUCAUCGCUAAUUUUCCACACCCAGUCCAAUUUCCUUGUUCUUCCUGCAUUUCCUUCAUCCACCAUCCCUUGUAAAUUAUAGUUUAGUAAAUCAUUUUAACAGUAAUAUCAUAAAUAAAGCUGGUUAUAGAGCUGUAGCAGAGUGUCAGGAACAUUUUCAACAAAAUCAUUUUAUAUUAGGCUUUCACAUUUUUUUUUCUCUCUGUCAUAAUUGUCUUGGUUUAUUUUCCAAAAUAAAAGUCUGUGCACAUUUAAUAUCUAUUGGAGGAGUUUAAAAACUAGUUAGACCUUGUGUGCUGCACAAAUAUCUGGGUGGUCUGAGGAUGGAGCAGCAGUGGUAUUCAGUCAGCAGGGCAUCAACCUUAUCAAGCCAGUGGACCAAUACAUGUUUGCUAUCUGGGAUGCUGUUAGCAUUUAUGCUAUCCUCCACAGAUUCAGCAUUUUUGCUCAUAUUUUCACACCCUGACAGAGAAAAAUGGAGGAUUUGCUUGAUUCUACACAUGAUUAUGUGCAAUUGUAGUGUUGUUUGUGAGAGCGAGUGCAGAACAGUGCAUCGUUUCACGUUAGCCAAUAACUUAAGCCAACUAGCAAGCAACAUUAGCCAAAUAAGAUGCUUUAGAGCUGCAUGAAGCGACCAAAACAAAAAGAAAAUCAUUAAUCAUGGUUAUUUCGAUCUUUCAAGCAGGUGGAAAGUGAACUAGAACUAGAACUAGAACCGUGAGUUCUAUUGGUUCCCAUUUGGCUCAGGUCCUGUUUGUGAGCGUGUAAUGGAAAAACACUCAUACCACUGUAUUCAACUAUGUGACGUACUUGUCCAGUUUUAUAGAUGACAGUGGACCAUAAAGUGUCAGAAACCACAUAAGUAGCUGGACUCAGCUGGACUUGAUUUCAGAUUGACUCUACAUUUGAUUUUGGUCAGAUUAUUGCUUGAAAUUUAAGCCCAUUUCUCUCUCCUUCGCACACAUUCAGUCUUUCUCUGUUUUCUGGGUUGUAUGUUUUAUGUUCAAUUACAAGUCAGUGUAGUAAAUGUGAAAAAAUGUAUUUAUAUGACUUAAAAAGGGAUAUAAUAUAUAGAUUAUGUGUAUAUUUGUAAAUCUAUGUACUUUAACAGAAAUGAGUUGAUGUAGUUAGUCACAGCAACUUUCUUUUCUAAUAGUCACACAAAUUCUGCUGUUUCUUUCAAAGUUAUGACGCCCUCUAGUGGUGAAAAUGUGCAGUACUGUAUUUGAACAUGUGUUUGUGGUAAAACGCAGCUUCCAUAAUAAGAGCUGAGCUGUUUCCUGACUGUAUGCAAUCAGUCCUGUUAGCUGAGAACCAAGUCAGGCACUUAUUAAUGUUUUAAAGCACUGGAAAAGGUUCAUAGUGUUAUUGUUAUAUGUGUCACUCUACCGUUUAAAAGUUUGGAAUCACUUAUCAUAGUAAUCAUUUUUGUUGUUUUAGAAAGAGUAAUAACUUAUAUAACAAUGCAAACGAAACACCAAAUAUUUAAUUUAGUUAAAUUUAUUUUUAUUAAUAUUUCAAGAGUUUGCAGGAAAACCAGGAAGAUAUUAAAUUAUGAAUAAUAAACCGUAAUUAUUUCUCUAUUAUAUUAGAGUUUUCUGCCUUUGUAUUUCACAACUUCUGAAGCACAAAGUAUUCUGGAUAUUAAUUUUAUUAGAAUUCGUUCUGAAUGUUCAGUUUAUUAGAACUUUUUAGUUCAUUCUUGAUGUUAUUUUUAUUAGAACUUCAUUAGAAAUUUGGAUUUUUAAUCAUU
Messenger RNA from Colossoma macropomum (tambaqui), 3377 nucleotides. RefSeq names its product adaptin ear-binding coat-associated protein 1-like. The transcript has 8 exons. Gene Ontology annotation, cellular component: clathrin vesicle coat; membrane. Gene Ontology annotation, biological process: endocytosis. The record is from RefSeq and is a predicted model, not a curated record. Lineage: Eukaryota; Metazoa; Chordata; Actinopteri; Characiformes; Serrasalmidae. Bases 42 to 839 code for a protein of 265 amino acids.